AUGUCAUCGGCAGAACAAGAUGUCCAGCUUCAAGACUUUGCCAACAUCUUUAGCCUCAAAGGCAAAGUCGCCGUCGUCAGCGGCGGCUCGCGAGGCCUAGGGCUCCACGCAGCAUCAGGUCUCAUGCAAGCCGGCUGCUCCAAGAUUUUCAUCACCUCGCGCAAGGCCUCGGCAUGCGACGCGGCCGCGUCCGCCCUCAACGCCCUGCCAAACAAAUCUCCGGGCGCAAAAGCCUACUCCGUUCCCGCCGAUAGUUCCAAAGUCUCCGAGAUCGUCCGGCUGGUGGGCGAGAUAGCCAAGCACACCGAUCACGUGGACAUUUUGUUUGCAAAUGCGGGGGCGACAUGGGGCAGUAGGUUUGACGCUGUCGAUGAGAAGAAUGGCUGGGACCGCGUCAUGGAUCUGAACGUCAAGGGCGUAUUUUUUACAAUCCAAAAAUUCGCCCCGUUGCUCACAAAGGCAGCUUCAGUUCAGGAUCCCGCGCGGGUGAUCGUAACAGGUAGCGUUGCAGGAAUCGGCACGGGCUCGGUCGGUGGUGAUUCAGCCGCCUUUUCGUACGCCGUGUCCAAAGCUGCCGUGCUGCACCUUGUGCGCAACCUGGCUGUCGAGCUGGGACCGCGCCACGUUCUCGUCACGGGCAUUGCGCCCGGCUUCUUCGCGAGCAAGAUGACGGAUGUGGUGAUGCAGCAGGCGGGUGGAGAAGAGGCGCUGGGCAAGGCGAGUCCGAACGGACGGGUAGGCAGGCCCGAAGAUAUCGCUGCCGCGGUCGUAUUUCUGAGUUCCAGGGCGGGAAGCCAUGUCAAUGGUGACACGAUUGUGCUUGACGGGGGCAAGAUUCACGGAAAUGUCAAGUUGUAG
This is a messenger RNA of Bipolaris zeicola 26-R-13, 858 nucleotides long. RefSeq lists its product as uncharacterized. The transcript is spliced from 3 exons. The record is from RefSeq and is a predicted model, not a curated record. The coding region runs from base 1 to 858 and encodes 285 amino acids. Lineage: Eukaryota; Fungi; Ascomycota; Dothideomycetes; Pleosporales; Pleosporaceae.